Messenger RNA from Adineta ricciae, 3153 nucleotides. Lineage: Eukaryota; Metazoa; Rotifera; Eurotatoria; Adinetida; Adinetidae. The record is from the annotation of a GenBank genome assembly.
AUGAAUUCAAUCAUCCUAUUUAUUAGUCUUGCAUCAAUAUCAAUUGCUUAUUGUACAUACAAUCCCAUUCCUAUCGGUUCUCUCAUUGUUUCAACCACACACACAGUAUCCGUCAUGCAGCCAUAUGAACUUGGUGGGAAAGAUAAAUUAACAAUCAUCUUUACAGCUCUGAAGAAUACGACUAUUAUAUAUACAAUAUUCGACUCAGUUGAGCGUAAUCUUUACGUACUUUAUACCAAUAUCUCAAGUAAUAUUAGUUACAUCGGUCAAUUAUUGUCCAUGGAGAAACUAAGUUCGACCGUUUAUCAACUACCUGUUUCAUUCAAUACAUUCGACGCUAGUCUAUUAACGUCAUUUUCAUCGGACAGUGAUAAUAAACGUGCUUUUUAUACGGAUCAAAAUGGUACUGUAACAAUGUUUUCCAUGAGUGGAACAAUGAGAAUCAUUCUUUAUAAUCCACCAACAAUCACAUCUCCAAUACGACAAGUCAGUUACAGUCCGAAGUUCAAUCGUUUAUUUGUUAUUACAGAUACAACAUUCGAUAGUUGCACCGAUCUGGACAGGAAUGCUAUUUCCUGUGAGUCAGCAGCAGCUAGGGGUGAAAGAUUUCGUACGAUUGCAUUCGAUCCGUCAUCAAAUGCUCCAUAUGUUUAUGUUAUUGAUGAACGUACGGGUAUUUAUCAAGUUGCUUUACACAAUAAUACAUAUAUUCCGUAUGCUAUACGUCCGAUUAAUACCAUGGGUUCUUAUAAAAACCGUCAUUUGGCUAUUUAUCAGAAUACCUAUUUUUGCUCGGGAAGCGUAGAGGAUUCUAAUUAUUAUUCGACAUUAAUUAUCGGUAAAGGUUCACAAACGCCACGUACGGUAUCAUUUGAUGUGCCGAUUGUUGCAUUGCAUCUAUCGAGUCUUAAUUCAAAAUCAGUAGCCGAAGAUGAAGAAACAUGUUUUCAUGGAAUUACGUAUCAUGAUUAUCGCAUUGCUGUCGUACUUGCUGCUAUAUUUGGUACCAUCAUGGGUAUCUUCAUGUGCUUCAAUGCAUUGUUUUGUAUUGAUUUCUUUAUGACAAAACGUAUAAUUACUGAUUUGAAGAAGCAAAUCCCGCAUAAUUUGUUAGAAGAUCGUUGGAAUAGAUUAGUCAACGAGAAGUACGCAAAACUGGCACUUGAACUUCAUCGAAAGAAAGAUGAUCCACCAGCUAAACGUACGUCAUCUGCCGCUGCACGAAAGGUUCUCACGAGUGAACAUGUUCAAAUCACAAAUGGCGAUAAUACUUAUCAGAUACCAAAUCCAAUCCCACGAAUUUCGACCUAUCUGCGACGAAAAAGUGAAAGUCAUCUGGGUCGUCGUCGGCAAAGUGCAGAAAAUCGAACAUCGUCCAGAUCGAAAGAACGUCGUUCAGUGGCAUUAACGAAACCGAUGCCAAAAUCGAUCGUACCCCAAGUUCAUAUUGAAGACGAGAAUCAACAACAACAACAGCAGCGAGAAAAUGUUAAUCAUGAUGAUUUAGUAAAAAAUUUAUAUGAGUUGGCACAAGUGAAAUCUAUCAUGGAGAAUCCACUGGAUAUAGUAGCGAAAAUUCAAGCUAAUUUAGAGCAAGCAAUCGAACGAAAAAAGCCGCGAGAACAAACGAUCAAAUUCGAACUAGACGGACAGAAACGUGCUUGUUGUUUAGUGAAGCCAUUCACUUAUUUGGAAUUGUUAGAAUCGAUAAAGAGUUUAUUUGGUAGUCAAGUUUUUUCGUCAUUGGACAGUAUUCGGUGUGUUUUCUCACGUGGUGACGCUCUACGUUUACCAAUCGAAAAUGAUGAUGACAUAAACAAAAAAGAUUUUUCUGGACCGAGAAUAACAGCUGCAAAAACAUCGAAUGAUGAUUCGAUUAGUACCUCUGAUGAUGGCCAUCAAGCUGAUCUAGAUGAUGGAAGUAUCGAUUCACCACCACCUGGUACCGUUGCGUCCUAUAAACGACGCACCACAACGAAUACGAGUACUAAAUCAACAACAUCGAAUGACGGUGGUUUGUUCAUACCUGAAUUAAGUGAUGAAAUCUAUUCAAGUGGUGGAUCAUCAAUAGCAAGUCGAGAGUCAAGUAGUAGUGAAACCAGUGCACGAAAGCGUUUAACAGCUGGCCAGCCACUUAAACGUACAGGAACCGGAUCGACGUUGAGUGGCAGCAGUGCAUUAAGUUCAAGUAGUAAUUCAUCUCAUACAAGCUCGAGUUCGAGUGAAUCAUGUGCAAGACAAUGUUCGUGUUCGGGUUAUCAUUACAGAUCGCCACAAACCCCUUCCAAUUGGAAAUUAGGACGACAAUUAGGACAAGGUGCUUUUGGUAAAGUUUUUCUCUGCUAUGAUGUUGAUACUGGUAGUGAACUAGCCAUUAAACAAAUUCUCAUCCGUGGACUGGAUUCUGAAACUUCUCGAGAAGUGAAAAUUCUCGAAUGUGAAAUCAAUCUUUUCAAACAAUUAAAUCAUGAACGCAUUGUCCGAUACCAUGGUGCAGCACGAACCAGUGAAUAUUUACAAAUUUUUAUGGAGUAUAUGACUGGUGGUUCAGUGCGCGAACAAAUUCUCAACUAUGGCGCAUUGACCGAACAAUUAACAAGAAAAUAUACAAGACAAAUCGUCGACGGUUUGAAUUAUUUACAUAAAAAUCGUUUUGUUCAUCGAGAUAUCAAAUGCGCAAAUAUUCUACGGGAUAUUUCAGGUAAUAUAAAACUAGGUGAUUUUGGGACAUCAAGACGGUUGAUUGCAAUUACGAAUCAAAAUCAACCUGAUUCGGGUACCAUCGGUACUGCUCAUUGGACUGCGCCUGAAAUAAUCCAAGGAAGUAUAUUUGGACGUAAAGCUGAUAUCUGGAGUCUUGGUUGUACCGUUGUCGAAAUGUUGACUACUGGUCCUCCAUGGCAAAAUCUUCAACCCAUAGCUGCAAUAUUUCACAUUGCUACAUGCGAUAAACCACAAUACGACUUACCCGAAAAUGUAUCUAAACAUGCACGAGAAUUUAUUGAUGCAUGUUUUACGAAAGAUUAUCAUCAACGUCCGACUGCUGAAGAACUUUUUGACCACGUAUUUCUAGCAGAUACUCAUACUCAUAACAACUCACAUAAUCAACCGUCUCCAAAUCCAACGAUGAAUCUGACUUCGAUAUCAUUUUAA